AUGUUCCUAGCGCCAGAAAGUCCUUGGUGGCUUGUCCGACAAGGUCGCAUCGAGGAAGCGGAAAGAUCAGUGAACCGACUGAUGAGCAAGCAAGGUCAAGAGGCGGCAUUUGACAGUCAAAAAGCAGUGGCAGCCAUGAUACACACCAACGAGAUGGAGAAACACAUCACGGUGGGCACAUCGUACGUGGACUGCUUCAAGGGCAUUGAGCUCCGUCGAACGGAAAUCUGCUGCAUGGUCUGGAUGAUUCAAAUUCUUUGUGGAGGAGGCAUCAUGGCGUUCUCGUCGUACUUUUUCGAACGCGCUGGACUGAAUACGGCUUACUCUUUCGACCUCACGAUGGCACAAUACGGACUGGGCGCUGUCGGAGUAUUCAUUGCAUGGGCUCUGAUACCCUGGGUCGGACGACGAACGCUGUUUCUUGUGGGACAAGUCUUGAUGAUGGUCCUCCUGCUCAUUAUCGGAUUUAUCGGCGUAGGACACAAGAGCCAAGCAUCGUCUUGGGCAGUCGGAGCGUUGCUUCUGGUUUACGUCUUUGUAUACGACAUUACAGUCGGACCACUGACCUACUCGUUCGUCUCGGAGAUAUCUUCGACAAGAUUACGGCAGAAGACAAUGGUGCUAGCACGCAACGCAUACCUGGUGGCAAACAUUGUCAACAACGUGCUAACACCUCACAUGCUAAAUCCAACAUCAUGGAACUGGGGUCCGAAGACAGGACUGUUCUGGGCAGGAGUGUGUUUCUUGACAAUAGUCUGGGCAUACUAUCGGCUGCCUGAACCCAAAGGGCGGACUUGUGCAGAGUUGGAUGAUCUGUUCGAGCGUAAGAUUCCAGCUCGGCAGUUUGCUAGUACAGUAGCGAAUCCAUUCGACAAUGGUCGACGGCAUGGGUCGGUCGAGGCAGGCUCGAGAAGGCAAGAGUAA
This is a messenger RNA of Aureobasidium uvarum, 924 nucleotides long. The record is from the annotation of a GenBank genome assembly. NCBI's taxonomy places the organism in Eukaryota, Fungi, Ascomycota, Dothideomycetes, Dothideales, Saccotheciaceae.